GAGAGCCUUCGCACAGAUGACAUGACAUGAUGACACAAAGAAGAGUCGCUUAUUGCAUCUACGGGCUCGCUACUGCUAGCUAGAUAGAUAGAGACAAACAAAUGAGGUCGCUUUCUUCGUUCUCUCGUCGCUUGGCGACACGCCGACGAUCGUUGCGUUCCUCGCCUUGCGACUGUGGUCCUCGAGUUUCCUUUUCCCUGAAUGGAGUCACGUCGGGCAUCAACGGAGCGGUUCCCAAGGCGGCACGGUCGUCCGGCAUCAUCAGCAGCAACAACAAGGCGGAAGCAGAAUCGAGUCCUAAAUCGGGAGGUGGGAGUUAUUCUUCGGGUGGCACCAGCAGCAGCAGUUUUGGAAGCGAUUCUGAUGCGGCCAAACUACUCAAGGGUUCGACGGUGGAUCACGCUGUCGAUUUGAUGUCCUUGCGACCUGGCGAUCGCCUCGAAAUUCCGUACGAGAUGACCGUCACCGAGACCAUUCAGGAAUUCUGGCAUGCUGCCUUUUAUUCCCAAGACCGCAUCCAUACCAGCAGACCCUUUUGCCGGACUAUGGGCCUCCAAGAUCGAGUCAUUCCGUUCUCCCUGGCGCUCUUUCUCACGUCCAGCAUGACACACGAAGAUGCUGCCAAAGUACAGGUGGGCUUUGGUCGCGUCUGGUAUUUGUGGCCGACAUUUGCCGGUGAUACCUUUCGCAAGUCCUUUGAAGUCAACAAAAUUCGAAACACAUCGGAUGGAUCCCAUUCGCUCAUUCACUUUACCUGUGAUUUGUACAAUCACCGUGGACGAUUGUGCAUGCGAGCCGACAAACGAUUGCUCUUUCCCUUGGCCGUCCCGGAAUCCAAUGCAUCUGCAUCCGCCAACAUGAAAGAGCCCGACAAGGCAUACUUGUUUCGAGAUCAUUUGCUCUCCAAAGCCAACACCGUGCUAGCUGAAGAACCCAGCCAUACCCUGACUCGAUUUCAUGCAGGACAGUGCAUUCUGCACAGCAUGAAUCGAUCCUUGACAUUUUCCCAAAGUCAACAAUUAGCAUCUUUGGCCAGGUUGACUCACGAACGUCACUUUGAUACCAAAAAGUACGAUCGAUACUCGGAGAUCCUCAUCCCCGCUGGGCUCGUCUUGGGAUUGGCCAUGUCGGCAUCGGCUCGAGAUUUGCACGAAAUUCUUCACGAGGAAAUUUUGUCCGUCAAUUAUGUCAAUAGUCUCAGUCCGGAUCAAAUUGUCGGAGCCGUCAGUUAUAUCGAACGGGUCGAAGAUAUCAAUGUCCCGGGCGAUUUGGAAGUCUUGACAGUGCGGACAUUGGGCAUUAAAAACAUGAAUGUCAAGAGAGAUCUGGACCAAGUGGGGAUUCCGUUGGAGUUGUUCCAAUCCAGAACACCCAAAGAGAUUGAAUCCAUCUGCAAGCAGCAGUGUCCGAUCCUCAUGAACAAGAUUGUGGUGCAAGUAGAACGCAAGAUUCUCCGACAGUCUUGUCGAGAACAAGUUUUCUUGCUUUAGUUAGUUAGUGAAGAAGACCUGUGCUAGCUCCAGACGUCUAGCUUGGCCGCUACGGCUGUAAAUAUCAUGAGAACAAAUAGCAGGUUCAGCCGCAUUCUAUGUUUACUAUUCCUUCAUAGAAUGCUUCUUCUAAAGAAAGCUCCUGCUUCAGCAAGUAGCCAGUACAUUAUUGACACA
Messenger RNA from Seminavis robusta, 1667 nucleotides. NCBI's taxonomy places the organism in Eukaryota, Bacillariophyta, Bacillariophyceae, Naviculales, Naviculaceae. The record is from the annotation of a GenBank genome assembly.